Messenger RNA from Hevea brasiliensis (rubber tree), 1416 nucleotides. RefSeq names its product GDSL esterase/lipase At1g71691. Gene Ontology annotation, molecular function: hydrolase activity, acting on ester bonds. NCBI's taxonomy places the organism in Eukaryota, Viridiplantae, Streptophyta, Magnoliopsida, Malpighiales, Euphorbiaceae. The record is from RefSeq and is a predicted model, not a curated record. Bases 96 to 1220 code for a protein of 374 amino acids. The transcript has 5 exons.
CUCGCACAGAACCCAGAAGCCCUUUUACAUUACAGAGCUUGAUUAUAUUCUCAGCUCUCUCUCUCUCUCUCUCUCUCUCUCUCUCUCUCUCAGAGAUGGCUAUCUUGAUGAGGGUAUGUUGGUUGCUGGUGUUUGCCAUGGUUUUUUUAAGGGUAGGUUCCGGCCAAAAUGUAGACCCAGUUGGGCCAGAUGGUGGAGGGAGAAGAGAGAUGGUGCCUGCUAUGUUCAUAUUUGGAGACUCUCUUAUUGACAAUGGGAAUAACAAUGACCUUCCCUCCUUUGCCAAGGCUAACUAUUUUCCAUAUGGUAUCGAUUUCAAUGGAGGUCCUACUGGUCGUUUCUCCAAUGGCUACACCAUGGUUGAUGAAAUAGCUGAACUGCUAGGACUUCCCUUGAUUCCUCCAUACUCUGAGGCAUCUGGAGAUGCUGUGCUUCAUGGAUUAAACUAUGCCUCUGCUGCUGCUGGAAUCCUUGAUAUCACAGGCAGAAACUUUGUGAGUCGCAUACCAUUUAAUCAACAGAUAAGGAACUUCCAGAAUACACUUAAUCAGAUCACAGAUAAUCUUGGGGCAAUGGGUGUGGCUAGGGCAAUUGGGAAGAGCAUAUUCUUUGUGGGAAUGGGUAGUAAUGACUAUCUUAAUAACUAUCUCAUGCCCAACUACCCAACCAAGAAUCAGUACAAUGCCCAACAAUUUGCUGAUCUCUUGGUUCAACAAUACAAUCAGCAACUCACGACCCUUUAUAAUCUUGGAGCAAGGAAAUUUGUACUUGCAGGAUUAGGAUUAAUGGGAUGCAUUCCGAGCAUCCUGGCGCAGAGCCCUGCAGGACAAUGCUCUGAAGCGGUUAAUCAACUGAUUCUACCCUUUAAUGAAAAUGUCAAGACUAUGAUGAACAACUUCAAUACCAAUCUCCCAGGUGCAAGAUUUAUUUACCUUGACGUUACACGAAUGUUUCGAGAAAUCCUAGCCAACUCUGCCGCUUAUGGAUUUAGUGUAAUCAACCGAGGGUGCUGUGGCAUAGGGAGAAAUAGAGGUCAGGUUACAUGUCUUCCACUCCAGACUCCUUGUCCGAAUAGGGAACAAUACAUCUUCUGGGAUGCAUUCCACCCAACAGAAGCUGUGAACAUUUUAAUGGCGAGAAGGGCUUUCAAUGGGGAUACAAGCUUUGUGUAUCCUAUGAAUAUACAGCAGCUAGCCAAUCUUGAACUUGAGUCCAACUAAUAUUAAAUAAAAAAAAAAAAAAAGAAGCUAAUCUUCCCCUUUAAGCUAUUAUUAUUCAUCUAGAGAGAUUAGUAUGUGCACUAUAUCUUGGAUAAUCAAAAGACAGUUGUCUGCUACCUAUGUCUUUGAUUUUUGGUUAUGAUAUCAUCAUUUUAUAUAUAUAAAAAAAAAAUUACGUUUGAGGGCUUUGAGAAUA